AAAAUUCUUACGUUUUGUCUCGUUACAUAUUAAGACUCAUACAAAUACCACAUGGACGUUCAAGGUAUGCCUAUCACUGCCAACUCUCCUUAUAUGUUCAAGGCUCUAAACCAAGGGCUAGUUUUAGGACAAGGUGGUCCAUUUGGUGAAGCAAGGAUGGUUCUCCUGGAUCGAGUUAAUAGUACUUCCAGUAUUACCGUUAUUCCACAACUACGUGGCGGAACGUGGUAUAUUCAAUUGGCGGAUGCAAAUCCUCCUCUCUAUUUGGCUAAUGUAUAUACUAAUGUAUUCCUAUCGAACGACGCUACACUUAUGUUUGAUACUCAGGAAAAAGUACUUCAGUCAAUUCCACCUAGCAAAGGAGCAAAAAAUUUCAAUAUCGGUAAACAAGCUAGCGCUUAUCGUGAAUAUCCAAAUGGUGACAAAGUUUAUUCAUGCUCUCAGACACUUAUGGCCACAUUAACGAAUUGUGCCCAAUGCGAUAUUGAUAUGCGAAACCCCGAACUGACUUAUUUCACAUUAACAAAAGUUGGCAAUUAAAACUAUCUUGUAUGAUUUUUGUUUCAGUAGAGUAGAUUGCGCAUAACAAUUAAUAAAAU
Messenger RNA from Halteromyces radiatus, 599 nucleotides. RefSeq lists its product as uncharacterized. Lineage: Eukaryota; Fungi; Mucoromycota; Mucoromycetes; Mucorales; Cunninghamellaceae. The transcript has a single exon. Bases 52 to 540 code for a protein of 162 amino acids. The record is from RefSeq and is a predicted model, not a curated record.